GACGCCCGUCCCUCCGCAGGCGCCGGGGGCCGGGCCGGUGGGGGCGGUGCUGGCAGCCGGGCCGGGCCGGGCCGAGCCGCGGGCAGCAGCGCCGGGCGGGGGGCAGCCCGCAGCAUGUCGCCGCUCCGCGUCUGCAUCGUCGGCUCGGGGAACUGGGGAUCAGCCAUAGCAAGAAUCAUCGGCAAAAAUGUCCAGAAGUCCAACAGAUUCGAUCCUACUGUCAAGAUGUGGGUAUUUGAAGAGAUCAUCAAUGGAAGAAAACUCUCAGAAAUAAUCAACCAGGAACAUGAAAAUGUUAAAUACCUACGUGGAUACAAGAUACCCAAAAAUGUGGUGGCUGUACCAGACGUGGCUGAAGCAACAAAUGGGGCAGAUGUUCUAGUGUUUGUUCUGCCACAUCAAUUCAUUGGACGAAUCUGUGAGCAGAUUGCAGGCCAGAUAAAACCCGGGACAUUUGGGAUUUCCCUGAUCAAGGGGAUCGAUGAGGGUCCCGAUGGCCUGAAGCUCAUAUCUGACCUCAUCCGGGAGAAACUGAAAAUAGAAAUCAGUGUGCUUAUGGGGGCCAACAUAGCCAAAGAAGUGGCUGAUGAGAAGUUCUGUGAAACCACCAUUGGGUGCAAAAAUGAAAAACAAGGGGAAAUCUUUAAAGAAUUAAUGCAGACCCCCAAUUUCAGGAUUACCGUGGUGCUUGACUCUGAUACAGUGGAGAUCUGUGGAGCCUUAAAAAACAUCGUAGCAGUGGGAGCUGGCUUUUGCGAUGGACUGGAUUUCGGCGAUAAUACAAAGGCAGCAGUCAUACGCUUGGGCCUUAUGGAAAUGGUGGCCUUUGCCAAGAUGUUCUGCAGGGGACCGGUAUCGAUAGCCACUUUUCUGGAAAGCUGUGGUGUCGCUGAUCUAAUCACUACCUGCUAUGGGGGACGCAACAGAAAAGUAGCAGAAGCCUUUGCUCGCACAGGAAAGUCCAUCGAGGAGCUGGAAAAUGAGAUGCUGAAUGGACAAAAGCUGCAAGGUCCUCAGACCUCAGCUGAAGUCUACAAGAUUCUGAAACAGAAAAAUAUGCUUGAUAAGUUUCCGUUAUUUACAACCAUCUACAAGAUCUGCUAUGAGGGUCAGUCGAUCCAGGAUUUCAUCGCGUGCUUACAGAACCACCCAGAGCACAUUUAGAGAUCCCCUCUCCUCACCUGGUUGCAUUCUCAUCUUCCCAGGACUUCUGUCCACUCCACUGCAAAAGUAGAGAAACACGUUGCGCAACAAGACUUGCUGUAAAAGCAACAAAGAAUGUAUUUCAGUAUCCUCAUUCUGAGGGGAAAAAAAACCCCUAUAAAUCUGCCUUUAAUUUCAAUGUUGUACCUAAGGAACAGGAAACAAAUGUAAAAUGUAACAGUAUUUGAUUUGAGUUAGUAACGCAGACAUUUCCCUAGAAUUACUUUCUUGUUGAUUGAAAACAGUUUCCCUCGUAGUUUCCAUAACAAAUGCUCAACCUAGCUCAUAUCACCCUUAACAUUUUGUCUAAUGAUAUUACUUACAAAACAGCACAAGACACAGAAAAAUUGAAGACCUCAUCCAAACAGAAAAAUUAUAGUAGAAAAAACGUGACAGCAAUAAGAUGUAAUCACAUAGGCAAAUGUUGGCUUUCCAUAACUCCCUUCACACACAAAUAACCUUUUGUGUUUUGCAACAUGGGGUCCUUCCUUGAUUUUGUUUCCCAGUGUAAGCCUCGCUGAAAAAAUAGGUAUUGUUCCCAUACUCAGACACACGCGAAUGUUCAGAUGUAUAAAUAAAACAGUUUAAGGUGUAGGGGGGAAGGAGAAAGAAGGGGUUUUUGGGGGUGGUUGGUUUGUUUCAAAUUCAGGACACUAGGAAUCCUCAGUAGUAGUCUGACCUUCAUGAAACUUACUUGAAAUUCAUGAAAUUUCCUUGAAAUACAGAAAAAAAGUUUGGAAUAACCAAAUACAUUUAUGUUAGAUUUCUCAGCAAGACAUCCUCAUUAAUUGGUACUAGCUGAGAGGGGAAAACUGGAAGCCAACAAGGAAGAUGCUUGUGCGAUGCUACUGUUUUAAGGAUAUAAGAGGUAACAGUGAAAACUCCUCUGUGAUACUUGACUUUUUAUACAUGCAUCAAAAUGACCGCUAUAGACGCACAGAAAUCCUGUAAAAUUGCAUUUGAAACUGGGCUGCAUUUUAAUUCCGCUGGGAAACUCCCCUGGGCUGACACCAGUGCAGUUCCUCACAUCCUUCCAGACUGCAGACUAAUGCCCUGAUCUUGCUGUACCUUAAGCAACGCAUCUUAUACUCCAGAUGAGAGAUCCAUCUACUUCUGGAUUUUAGACACAAACUGGUUCAUAUACCAGGUUUUUUUAUUUUGCUACCAAUAGCAUUAAUUUUACAAACAUAACUUUUUAAACGUUAUAGCUGUAGUUGGGUGACUUCACAUACCUGAUGUUUUUCAGAGUUAAAGCCAUCUAUGAAAUGAACAGUGGCACAUUUUAUAAGCAUUAAUACCCUUUUGAAAGAGUCCUAUUUUGAGACAAGGCAAACAAAAAGGAAGAGUAACCUACUUUUCCUUUGCUUUAUCCUAUUUUCCAAAAUAGCAGAGAGGAAGGCAAGUUGUUUUUUUCAAUCUCUAUGUAUUCACUGACAUAUUGCUUGGGGGGGGG
Messenger RNA from Falco peregrinus (peregrine falcon), 2656 nucleotides. Its product is annotated as glycerol-3-phosphate dehydrogenase 1-like protein. NCBI's taxonomy places the organism in Eukaryota, Metazoa, Chordata, Aves, Falconiformes, Falconidae. Gene Ontology annotation, biological process: glycerol-3-phosphate catabolic process; carbohydrate metabolic process. Gene Ontology annotation, molecular function: protein homodimerization activity; NAD binding; glycerol-3-phosphate dehydrogenase [NAD(P)+] activity. The record is from RefSeq and is a predicted model, not a curated record. The transcript has 8 exons. Gene Ontology annotation, cellular component: glycerol-3-phosphate dehydrogenase (FAD) complex; cytosol. The coding region runs from base 115 to 1164 and encodes 349 amino acids.